AAUUACUCAAAUUUCAUUCCAAUAUUUUGUAUAUAUAAAUACAUGUGAAGAGUGUUUUACUCACAAGAAGUAGUAAGAUAAAUAUGAAGAAUCCCAUUCCCAUAUCUAUUAAUAAUAAUGAUAUUGAUAUUGAUCUUGAUAAACUUCCUAAAACCAAAGGAUGGUUAGGCUCUUCUGUUCUUUCUCUUUACCAAGGUUAUUGGUGUCCUUCUAGAAUAAUUCCAAACAUCAAGCUCUUCCAAACACACUUUCAACCUCAAAGCCAAGACAUCAUUUUAGCAUCAUCUCCAAAAUCAGGCACAACAUGGCUCAAAGCUCUCCUCUUCUCCAUUGCCAACCGCUCUCGCUACACCCUUUCAAACACUCCCUUACUCACUUCCAAUCCACAUCAACUCCUACCCUUUCUCGAGUUCAAUCUCUAUGCCGAGGCCAAGGCCCCUCAUGACCUUGGCCCCGAUGCUCCAGUCACCACACCGCGCCUCUUCUCCACACACCUUCCCCACAUAUUGUUGCCCGAGUCGGUCAUCAAGAGUUCAGAAUGUCGUAUUGUCUACAUUUGUAGAAACCCUCUCGACACGAUUGUCUCAUUCUGGCAUUUCGCCACUAGAGAUCGUGUCGAGAGCCAGUCACAAUGGAUGAUAAAGGACUAUGUGGACAAGUUUUGUCUAGGCGAACAAGGGUUUGGGCCCUUUUGGGAUCAUGUGUUGGGAUAUUGGAAGGAGAGUUUGGAGAAGCCGGAAAAAGUAUUGUUUUUAAAGUACGAAGAUUUGAAGGAAGAUAUUGAAGUUCAUGUGAAGAAGAUUGGUGAGUUCAUAGGGUGUCCUUUUUCUGAGGAGGAAGAGAAGAAAGGGGUUAUUGGUGAAAUAUCACAGCUUUGUAGUUUGAAGAAUUUGAGUGAUUUAGAAGUGAACAAAAGUGGCAAGUUCAUGCCAAAUUUUGACAACAAAAGUUACUUUCGAAAAGGACAAGUUGGAGAUUGGGUUAACCAUCUUAGUCCCUCCAUGGCACAACACAUUAUUGAAAUUAUUGACAAAAAGCUUGGUGGUUCUGGCUUAGAAUUUAUAUAUUAACUGUGAUUUGAAUGAAACAUCAAAAAUCUGGGUGAUUUUUAUUUAAUUAGUUACUGUUAUUACUAUUAGCUUGUUGUAUUGGAAGACUUAUUAAUGUUUUUAAUGCUUUUGGCUUUGCUUUUUAUUAUGCUGAAUUUGAGUGUAUUAUUUAUUGUGU
Molecule: messenger RNA, 1227 nt
Organism: Cannabis sativa
Lineage: Eukaryota; Viridiplantae; Streptophyta; Magnoliopsida; Rosales; Cannabaceae
Product: cytosolic sulfotransferase 15-like
Exons: 1
Coding region: 84-1070 (328 amino acids)
Biological process (GO): sulfation
Cellular component (GO): cytoplasm
Molecular function (GO): sulfotransferase activity
Source: RefSeq, a predicted model, not a curated record